AUGAAAAUUCUGAGCGAGAAGGUGGUGGCCAGGGGUGCUGGAGGCCGAGAAGAGGGCUGUGAAGGUUCAGAAAAGGUGGCAAGGAAGAGAGAAGGAUGGUACAGUCUGCAGAGGGACCCGGGCACGCCGGCUGGGCUCAGCCGCGGGACCAGCUGCCGCACCGCGAUUCCGGUGCUGCCCGCCUGGAAACCGUGCCGGAUUUGUGGCGAUUUUCGUAGCCAAAUGUUUGAGUCUCAGGCAAAAGGCUGCCCACGCCAGGCCCAGGCUCUGCCCCCGGGCAGCUGUGUGACCUUGGGCAAGUCGCUCUGUCUCGGCAUCUCCGUGUCCUCACCUGUGGCCAGGGCAGACCUGUCCCUGCCCUGCCGGGCCUGCGGCUGGCCGGGGCCCUGA
Rangifer tarandus platyrhynchus (Svalbard reindeer) is the source of this 390-nucleotide messenger RNA. Lineage: Eukaryota; Metazoa; Chordata; Mammalia; Artiodactyla; Cervidae. The record is from the annotation of a GenBank genome assembly.